Molecule: messenger RNA, 1629 nt
Organism: Conger conger (European conger)
Lineage: Eukaryota; Metazoa; Chordata; Actinopteri; Anguilliformes; Congridae
Product: ubiquitin-conjugating enzyme E2 E1-like
Exons: 6
Coding region: 616-1200 (194 amino acids)
Biological process (GO): protein polyubiquitination
Cellular component (GO): nucleus
Molecular function (GO): ubiquitin conjugating enzyme activity
Source: RefSeq, a predicted model, not a curated record
UGUCUUGAUCGAGAAUAAUUUCUCACACACAUGCAGCUUACACGUUGACUCAGCCGCGGCGAUAUUCGCGGAACCUGUUCCGUCCAGUUCCCAUCCUAUCUGGAAACAAGUUAGGAAAGUGUUCCAUGUUCCUUCACGCUUAUGUUCCACACUACCGAGAACACCUUCAGCGCGCAUAUUCCUUUACAGGAAACGUAUUUAUGUAGUACUCUCACCUUUUUAUAUGUUGAAAACGCUUAUCUCUCUUUAAAGUGGUUCUUUCCCGUUUUGCUUGACAUUGCCACCCGCCUCUACCUCCAUUACACCGACACUUCCGCUCCCAGUCAGGCGAAAGACACGCGUCCAGGCGGCGUAUCGAGGACAGACACAAAGGAAGCUAGCUACCGCUUAGUUGGCAAAAACACUCGUUUUUUCCGCGGAUUAUAAGCAAACCUCUUCGUGAUCGAUUCUCGCGUGUCUGCGUCUUUCAUUUGCAAGUCCUUAAUAUGAAGGAAGACGUUUAGGGAGUCGGGAAAGGAGAAAGACGCCGAUCUAACCGAGGAGCUAGGCUGAGCCGGGAUCAGUCGACUGCUUGUUGGCUAACAGCGGCGCUCGGAGAAUAACGAAGAAGCCGGUAUGUCGGAUGAGGAUUCGCGUGCCAGCACCAGUUCUUCCUCAUCAUCUUCCUCGUCUUCCACCCAUCCGAAGCAAAAGGACACGCCUAGCAAGAAGCGAGAGACCAAAACCAGCAUGAGCAAAACCUCCAAGCUGCUCUCCACCAGCGCGAAGAGGAUUCAGAAGGAACUGGCGGACAUCACCGUAGACCCUCCUCCAAACUGCAGUGCCGGGCCGAAGGGAGAUAACAUCUAUGAGUGGCGCUCCACCAUCCUGGGCCCCCCAGGCUCUGUGUACGAGGGGGGGGUCUUCUUCCUGGACAUCGCCUUCACCCCCGACUACCCCUUCAAGCCCCCCAAGGUGACGUUCCGCACCAGGAUCUACCACUGCAACAUUAACAGCCAGGGCGUGAUCUGCCUGGACAUCCUGAAGGACAACUGGAGCCCCGCCCUCACCAUCGCCAAGGUGCUGCUGUCCAUCUGCUCCCUGCUCACUGACUGCAACCCGGCGGACCCCCUGGUGGGCAGUAUUGCCACACAGUACACCACAAACAGAGCAGAACACGACAGAACCGCCAAACAGUGGACCAAGCGCUACGCUACAUAGACCCCUCUACGCCCCGCCCUUCUGCGCCACGCCCCGCCCCCUAUAAGCCCCGCCCCCACACUGCCACUGGCCAGUGGGUGGAGCUGCUGCUGGAACACUGCGGGGGCAGGGGGCGGGGUUUGUUUUAUUUUCCCAGAGUGCAUCCCUGUCCUGCAUCUUCAUCCUGAUUAAAUACAAUCCAGCAAUAAGACCUGUGUCACUAACGGGGGUUUGUCUUCUUUUCUUUAUUUUUUGUUUCUUGUGUCCUCCUUCUGUUGUUGACGGGUUUCUAGGCGUCUUCUGUUAUAAGCUGGUGGAUACAUCUGAACUUUUGUUUCAGUUUUUUGUUUGACUGCUUGUGGAACUUUGUAUGGAAAAGGUCUGCCUACGUGGCCAAAUCUCAUCUUUUCAAUGUGAAUCAGUUUUAUUAUUAAAGUUAUAAUUGAUGGA